CGGCGCCGUAAAGCAGCUCGGCCGAACCGACGGCCGAAGUUCCCGGGCGGCGGCAUGGAGGCGCGCUUCACGCGCGGGAAGUCGGCGCUGCUGGAGCGCGCGCUGGCGCGGCCGCGCACCGAGGUGAGCCUGAGCGCCUUCGCGCUGCUGUUCUCCGAGCUGGUGCAGCACUGCCAGAGCCGCGUCUUCUCCGUGGCCGAGCUGCAGGCGCGCCUGGCCGCGCUGGGCCGCCAGGUGGGCGCGCGCGUCCUGGAUGCGCUGGUGGCUCGCGAAAAGGGCGCCCGGCGCGAGACCAAGGUGCUGGGCGCGCUGCUCUUCGUGAAGGGCGCCGUGUGGAAGGCGCUCUUUGGCAAGGAGGCCGACAAGCUGGAACAGGCCAACGACGACGCUCGCACCUUCUACAUCAUCGAGCGCGAGCCGCUCAUCAACACCUACAUCUCCGUGCCCAAGGAGAACAGCACGCUGAACUGCGCCAGCUUCACGGCGGGCAUCGUGGAGGCCGUGCUGACACACAGCGGCUUCCCCGCCAAGGUCACGGCGCACUGGCACAAGGGCACCACGCUCAUGAUCAAGUUCGAGGAGGCGGUCAUCGCCCGAGACCGGGCCCUGGAGGGCCGCUGACCCCGCCGGAGAUAAAGGAUGCAGAGAGCCCCCUUCCCAA
This is a messenger RNA of Ceratotherium simum simum (southern white rhinoceros), 661 nucleotides long. RefSeq names its product trafficking protein particle complex subunit 5 (gene TRAPPC5). The record is from RefSeq and is a predicted model, not a curated record. Gene Ontology annotation, biological process: endoplasmic reticulum to Golgi vesicle-mediated transport. Gene Ontology annotation, cellular component: TRAPPI protein complex; TRAPPII protein complex; TRAPPIII protein complex. NCBI's taxonomy places the organism in Eukaryota, Metazoa, Chordata, Mammalia, Perissodactyla, Rhinocerotidae.